AUGGCUUCCGUUGAACACUGCCUCUACUGCUUCGAGGCUCUGGCUUCGCACCUGGAGAAGCGGCCGGGACUGUCCCUAAAGGAGAUCAAACAGUCAUGGCCUGAAUACGCCAAGACCCUGUCACCGGGCCUCGGUGACGGCAAGGACGGCAAGAAGCUCCUCCCGGCCCUACAACGCCUUGCCGAACCCUCCAGCGAUUCCGCCUCGGCCUCCUCCGGCUCUAGCAUCUCCCUCUCCGCCGAGACACCCGCAACCUCCACCGACUCCCUCGCCGAGAAUGACGACGACGAAGCCGACGACAUCUCCGAGUCCCCCCUCUUCGUUACCUGGAACACCGUCUCCCCCCGCUCGGGCCACCGCUCGCUGCGCGGCUGCAUUGGCACCUUUGAAGCACAAGAUCUCGCCGACGGUCUGUCGAGCUACGCCCUCACGUCGGCGCUGCACGACAUGCGCUUCCCGCCCGUCGAGGCCCCCGAGCUCCCCUCCCUCGAGGUCGCCGUGACCCUCCUCACCGACUUUGAGGACGCCGACGACGCCAUGGACUGGACCCUCGGCGUGCACGGCCUGCGCACCAGCUUCUUCUACCACGGGAAACGCUACGGCGCGACGUACCUCCCCGACGUCGCCGUCGAGCAGGAGUGGACCAAGGAGGAGACGCUCGUGAGCCUCAUGCGCAAGGCGGGCUGGAUGGGCAGCAAGAGCAAGUGGCAGGACGUCGAGCUCAAGGUCGUGCGGUAUCAGGGCAAGAAGGAGUCUUUGGAGUACGGCGAGUACAAGAAGUGGGCCGACUGGGUUCAGAAGAACAAGACGAAGUCUGGCUGA
Molecule: messenger RNA, 822 nt
Organism: Colletotrichum fioriniae
Lineage: Eukaryota; Fungi; Ascomycota; Sordariomycetes; Glomerellales; Glomerellaceae
Source: RefSeq, a predicted model, not a curated record